This is a messenger RNA of Microplitis mediator, 3602 nucleotides long. RefSeq lists its product as uncharacterized. Gene Ontology annotation, cellular component: SCF ubiquitin ligase complex. The transcript has 2 exons. Gene Ontology annotation, biological process: SCF-dependent proteasomal ubiquitin-dependent protein catabolic process. The coding region runs from base 301 to 2055 and encodes 584 amino acids. The record is from RefSeq and is a predicted model, not a curated record. Lineage: Eukaryota; Metazoa; Arthropoda; Insecta; Hymenoptera; Braconidae.
AUCCACAUCAUCUCCUAAGGUAUUUGAUAAAAAAGAAAUAUAAUAAUCAGAGUAUUUUAAGAUCGCGAAUGUCGUUGUCGCGGGUCUCACUGCGAUGCUCGUUGCGGCGCCGCGUUUGCCAGAGUGGAGGCACGAGGUCGCGAGACCGGCCGCGCACACAGAGAAGGAAGAGAAGGAAUAAGCAAAAGCAAGUGAGACGACUAGACAGUUCGCGAUUUUCGCCAGCGUCGUCAGUCUAGCACGAGCCACCGCUCAGGAGACACCCGUUGGGGAACUUGCUUCUUAUAAGUUGAAUGAACGAUGCCCGGCCACCGUCAGCCUUUAUCCCUGGAGGGACUAAGUUUGGGACGAGUGUGCCAGCAACUGGACGGUACGUGCCGGCGACUGCAGGUGCUGUCGCAGGAGACGUCCGCCAGCUCUGUUUUAGCUGUUGUUAAACAAUCUAUAAGGCCGUAUUACGUAAAUGCACUGCCAGCACGAUUACGUUCACGAGUGAUCGAAGAAACAUCGAGGAUGCUUUAUGGUCCAGCGUCUGACGGUUCGACGUUGAUAUCCGGACCAGCACCACUGUAUCUUCUGGCAUUACUUCUGGGUCACGACAUACGACAGCUGAAGGUUAAUUUGUGCUGCUAUUACGGCUGUAGCCAUCAAACAUCUCUACUGAAGCUUCUGGCAACAGAAGGUGUUGGUUUAGAAUCCCUUGAACUGGCAAGAUCCGCAUUACUUCGUCUUGACUGUAAAUUGUUACGCUCUGCUCUGAUGAACAUGAAUAAUUUAUUGAGUUUGACGUUAAAAAAUAUCGCGAAUGACUCAGUGCUUCAGGUUAUUGGUAAAGCAUGUCCUAAACUUGUCGUCUUAGACGUAUCUUGUUCAAUGCAAGUUACGGACGUAGGACUGAAGCAACUGCUACUCCAGGUGGAGCUCAGGGACAAGUUUAUAAACAUUGAUCCUGUUGUUGUACAAGAAACAACAACCAGCUGGUCUCGUUUGAAGGCACUCCUUGUAAAACUACGAGUUAAAAAAAAUAAAAGAGACAAGAGGGAGAAUGAAGGAGUACUUCUUGAGUACUGCGAGAGUAAGAACUUUCUUUGUGACACUUUGAGAGUACUUAAUAUUGCAAACACUGGAGUAACGAGCGCAGGCGUUCUACUGGCACUCGCCAAUGUGCCACAUCUUGAGUCGUUGGCGGACUACAAUCAUAUGGGCAGGGUCGUCGAGAUAAUGAACCGUGGAGUGAUUGAAUUGAAGACGCCUUUCAGUCUGACACAGGCACGAAGCAGUAGAACAACACAAGCGAGACUUGAGUUGCUUGCUCAAACGUGUCCACGGUUGGAGAAACUUCACAUCUCGGAGCCGCAUCAUCCGCCUGAGGCACUGCGUCUCUUUCCGUGCAUCACAAGUCUCAGUGUGCACAGUAUCCCGGCAACAAAAGAGUGGCUCGCAGGAUUCAACGAGUAUCUACGUACAAAUGGCCAUCGUCUACGUGAGCUUAAUCUCCGGGUGACACAAAGUGAAACACCGCUGCAGAUUGACCUGAGAGAAAUAUUCCUCCACUGUCCCAAUCUCGUUACGCUCACCAAGGACGGCGCAAACGUUGUCUGGCUCGAUGGUCCUGAUCCACUUCCGCUGUUGCAAUUGAAAAAAAUUCAACUUGGACGUACAGUCUCUGCCACAACCAUCACCAAGAUACUUAUUCUUGCACCAGCAUUAAACUCACUCCAUGUUCACAGCUGCUUCGAUCUCACUAAUGAACAUUUAGAGAGUCUUCUUGACAUAUCAUCAGACGCAACAUCACCGUCAAAUCCUGAUAAACCGGAUAACAGUCUCAUUAAAAAUUUAACGUGUUUUUAUGUGUACGAGGCAAGCAAAGUAUCAGCUGCCACGGUGCUCAGUAUGUUCAAAAACUGUACAAAGUUACGUAAAAUUGGCAACCUCGCCAACUGGGGACUGGACUGUGAGGGUGUUAAAACAUUAAGAGCAACGCUUGCCCGCGCUAAUCUCGACGUUGAUCUCUCACCUGGAUCUCAUUGGUUUUGGAGCAAUUGCAUUCAUUAAUUUUAAAAAAAAUUUUAAAUAAUAAUUAAAAAAAUGUUUUUUUUUAAUUCGUGACUUUCGUCGAAAAUAUCAGUAUUAAUAAAUUAUUCUGGAGUAACUUAUCCUUGGAGACUGUCUGAAGGUCAACAGGCUCACAUUGUAGCGUAUAGAGAAAAAAAAUAUAUAUAUAUAAUAAGACUAUUAAAGAUUGAAGUUUAAAAUGAAACUUUACUCUUCAUUAGAGAUGGCUAACUAUAGAUUGCGCGUUUAAAUAUUCAUCUCAUUAUAUACGUACUCUCUGUGUUACCAUGAAGAAUACUAUUGUAACAUUUAUACUUGUCAAUAAUCAAGGCUUUCAUGUUUUAAAUAAAUGUCAUUUUUUUUUCUUCAUCACUGAGAAACGAAAAAUAAAUUUACUAAUUAUUACUUACUUCCGUUAGACCGUGUGAUUGGAGUAGAAGACUUAUUAGUUUUGUAUCUGCUUGAAUAAUCUUAUAAGUCAUGUGUAAUUGCUUAGCAGGUGGAUCCUCUGGCGGAGUUGACAGCGCAGAACACCUUUAAAAAAAAAUUACAUUAUCAUUAUUAAGUUUGCUGAGAAAUAAAAAAAUUUAACGAUAGCACUUGAUAAAUAAUUUAAAAAAAUACUCACUUGAGUCGGAGUAUAGGCCAUUUACUGCCAGUUGGUCCAUUAACUAGCCAUUCAUUACCUCUAGCACUAUUAUCUUUAGGCGCACUGUAAAUUAUAAAUAGUAAAUAAAUAAAAAAUAAAUAAAAAUAUAUAUAAACAUUAUAAAUUAUAGUGAUGUAUUGAAGAUCGAAUGUUGGUAAAAGAGGAAGCACUUAGCGAUAAAAAUAAAAAGUCGUCAUUAAUAAAAGACAGAGAGCUCUGUUAGUUUUUUAAGCCCCGCACAUUAGUCAUCACCCACGUGGCUGACUUUUAUUUAAAAUAAAAUUUUUUAUUGGCCUCUCAAACUAAAAAUGAGUUUAGUCACCGCGUACAGCACGCGAUCGUUGACUUAUCUUACAAGAUUAACAUUAAACUCAAAUUUAACAGACGUAAUUAUAUUUUUCUUGUCAAUCAGAUAAAUAACAAUUAAUUAUUUAAUCUUAUUGAGUAAAGAUAACACUUGAGUAUUUUAUUUUUUUUUAUCUUGCAGACACGCAAUCAUGUGGCUGUUACACUAGGAAGAAAAGUAAUGAAACAUUUCUUACUGUAUGUAUCGUAAUAAAAAGACCCGCGGGUUUUAUAAUCACCUCGGACAAGUAAUUUUCUAUUCACAUUAUUAGCAUACAUUAAAAAUAUAUAUGUAUUUUAUCCACGUAGAGAGUAAUAAUAUAUAUUGUGUAAAGUGAGAGAAGAAUAUUAUAAUGGACAAAAGCACCUUUCACUGGUGUCCGACUUGUUGUUGUGGGACGUCUCGUGGAUAAAGGGCUCCAACGUUUCCUCGCUGCUGUUUGACAUUUGAGACAUCCCGGAAAGACUUGAAGAUGACAUCAGCUCCUUCGUUCGCUUUCCCUCUAAUCUCAGUGCCGGUUCAAUCUUCAUUUGCGCUAACAUAUUUUAAAUC